UAAAAAAAAUAAAAUAAAGGAUAAAAAUAAAGGAAUAAUGUGAGGGGUAAAAAUCUUGGGAGUGAGUCCUCCUCACUGCUGCUGCUGAAUAGACGAUCUUUGUCCGGUGUCACCAGCAGCGCAGACAACCGGAGAACCGGAGAACUGGAGACUCCACACCGGCAGGAUGGGCAAGAAACAGAAGAAAUCCGGAGAGGACAGUGCCAAAGAUGACAGCAUUGACAUCGAUGCUCUGGCUGCAGAGAUCGAAGGAGCCGGAGCCUCAAAGGAGCCGAAAGGGAAGAAGAAGAAGAAAGGAGCCAAGAAGGACGACUACGAUGAGGACGACAUCCUGAAGGAGUUGGAGGAGCUUUCUAUCGAGGCGCAUGGAGGCAAAGCAAAGAAAUCAGACGGCGCCGAGGAACAGGAGGUCGCCGAGCCUCCCAAACCCGAGAAGAAGAAGACGAGGAAGGGGAAGAAGGGAGGAGCCAGCCCCGAGGAAGAGGAGGGAGAGGAGGAAGGAGACGCACAGCUGGACGGAGAGAAAGAGAAGAAGAAGGCGCCUCCUGCUGCGCCUCCCUCUGACUCCGACGAGGAGAGCACAUCACGCUCCCGCCUGAAGAACAAAGGAGCAAAGAAAGGAGGCAAGAAACCAUCAGUCUCCAACGAUGAGGAGGAGCAGGAGGAGGAUGAAGGCCUGACGAAAACAGCAGCAGCAGGAGGAGGAGGAGGAGGAGGAGGUGAAGCAGCGAAGGAGGACGAGUCGGACGAGGACGAUGAGUUCAGCUCCAGGCGAGACAAGAAGAAGAAGAACAAAGGCAAGGCGGCGAAGGGGGAGAGCGAUGAUGAGGAGGAGCAGGAGGAGGAAGGAGGCUUCAAGAUGAAGACGGCGGCGCAGAAGAAGGCGGAGAAGAAGGAGCGCGACAAGAAGAAGAAGGAGGAGGAGAGGAUGAAGCAGAAGAAGCUGAAGGAGAAGGAGACCAGCACGGAGGUGAAGAAGGAGCCAGCGGCGGCCGCGGAGGAGGAGGAGGAGGAGGCGAAGACAGAGGCGCCGUCGUCAACGGCAACGGUGGCAGAGGAACCGGAAGGGGCGGAGCCAGCAGCCGAGGGGGAGGCCGAGGGCGACAAGAAGAAGAAAGACAAGAAGAAGAAGAAGGGAGAGAAGGAGAAGGAAGAGAAGGAGAAGGAUAAGAAGAAGGGACCCAGCAAAGCCACAGUGAAAGCCAUGCAGGAGGCGCUCGCCAAGAUGAAGGAGGAGGAGGAGCAAGCCAGGAGGGAGGAGGAGGAGCUGCUGGUGAGGAUGGAGGAGAUGGAGAAGCAGCGGCUGGAGCAGGAGCGUCUGGAGCAGGAGAGGAAGGAGAAGAAGAAGCAGAAGGAAAAAGAGAGGAAGGAGCGCCUGAAGAAGGAGGGAAAGCUCCUCACUAAGACUCAGAGGGAGGCGCGAGCUCGGGCCGAAGCCACGCUCAAGCUGCUGCAGGCUCAGGGUGUUGAGGUGCCAUCCAAAGACUCAAUGCCAAAGAAGAAACCGUUUUACGGAGACAAGAGGAAGAAGAAGCCCACCACCCAAACUCCUGAAGAAACAUCAGAGGUGGCCUCGCCGAUGUCGGAGACGCCAGAGCCCGUUGCCAUGGAGACAGAGGCGGCACAGACGCCGGCCGCAGAGCCAGAGGAGAAGCCAGACGUUGCCGUUGACGACUGGGAGGUGAUCGCCGAGGCGAUAGCCGAGGAGAAAGAGUUAAAGAAAGUCCACAUCGAGGUGAAGGAGGAGCCGUCCGCGCCUCCUCAGCCCGCCGGCAGCGAUGAGGAGGAAGAGGAGGAGGACGAAGAGGACGACGACGAGGAAGACGACGAGGAAAGCGAGGAAGGAGAGGAGGACGAGAAGGAGGCGACGUCGGCGGGCGCGGGGAAGAGGAAGGCGGCGAAGGAGAGCGAGGACGAGAGCAGCGAGAGCGACGAUGACGACGGCAGGACGAAGGAGGAGCGGCUGUACGACCGAGCCAAGAGGAGGAUAGAGAAACGGAAAGCGGAGAACCUGAAGAACAUCGACUACGACCGACUGAGAUCGCCGGUGGUUUGUGUGCUCGGACACGUCGACACGGGAAAGACCAAGAUCCUCGAUAAGCUGCGACACACGAACGUCCAGGACGGCGAGGCCGGAGGAAUCACGCAACAGAUCGGAGCCACGAACGUCCCGAAAGAGACGAUUGUGGAGCAAGCGAGGAUGGUGAAAAACUUUGAUAAAGAAACCAUAAAGAUUCCCGGCAUGUUGAUCAUCGACACUCCCGGUCACGAAUCCUUCAGUAACCUGAGGAACAGAGGCAGCUCCCUGUGUGACAUCGCCAUCCUGGUGGUCGACAUCAUGCACGGUUUGGAGCCGCAGACGCUCGAAUCCAUCAACCUGCUGAAGGAGAAGAAAUGUCCGUUCAUCGUCGCUCUCAACAAGAUCGAUCGUUUGUACGACUGGAAGAGGAGUCCGGAGACGGACGUCGUCACGACGCUGAAGAAGCAGAAGAAGAACACGAAGGACGAGUUUGACGAGAGAGCGAAAGCCGUCAUCGUGGAGUUCGCUCAGCAGGGUCUGAACGCCGCCCUCUUCCACGAGAACAAAGACCCGCGGACCUUCGUGUCGCUGGUUCCGACCUCGGCCCACAGCGGGGACGGGAUGGGAAACCUCAUCGCUCUGCUCAUCGAGCUCACGCAGACGCUGCUCGCUAAGAGGCUCGCUCACUGCGACGAGCUCAGAGCCCAAGUCAUGGAGGUGAAAGCUCUGCCAGGAAUGGGAACCACGAUAGACGUGAUCCUGAUUAACGGAGUUCUUCGUGAAGGAGAAACGAUCAUCGUACCAGGAGUAGAAGGACCAAUAGUAACGCAGAUCAGAGGCCUCCUGCUGCCUCCUCCUCUGAAGGAGCUCAGAGUCAAGAAUCAAUACGAGAAGCACAAAGAAGUGUCGACGGCUCAGGGAGUAAAGAUUCUGGGGAAAGAUCUGGAGAAAACGCUGGCGGGUCUUCCUCUGCUGGUAGCUCACAAAGACGAUGAAGUCGCCGUCCUCAGGGAUGAUUUGAUCCGAGAACUCAAACAAACUCUGAACUCCAUCAAACUGGAAGAGAAAGGAGUUUAUGUUCAGGCCUCAACGCUGGGAUCCCUGGAGGCUCUGCUGGAGUUCCUCCGCACAUCUAAAGUACCCUACGCUGGUAUCAACAUCGGUCCGGUUCAUAAGAAGGAUGUGAUGAAAGCGUCGACUAUGCUGGAACACGACAUGCAGUACGCGGUGAUCCUGGCGUUCGACGUGAAGGUGGAGAGAGAGAGUCAGGAGAUGGCCGACAGUCUGGGCGUCCGCAUCUUCUCGGCUGAGAUCAUUUAUCAUCUGUUUGAUGCUUUCACUAAAUUCAGAGAAGACUACAAGAAGGCCAAGCAGGACGAGUUCAAACACAUUGCGGUUUUCCCGGUGAAGCUUCGCGUGCUUCCUCAGUUCAUCUUUAACUCCAGAGAUCCCAUCGUCAUCGGCGUUAACGUGGACUCCGGCGUCCUGCAUCAGGGAACGCCGCUCUGCGUCCCCGGCAAAGGGUUCGUGGACAUCGGCAUCGUAACCAGCAUCGAGGUGAAUCACAAGUCGGUGGAAAGCGCCAAGAAAGGCCAAGAGAUCUGCAUCAAGAUCGAGCCGAUUCCCGGAGAGUCGCCCAAGAUGUACGGACGCCACUUUGAAGCCACCGACGUCAUCGUCAGCAAGAUCACUCGCGCCUCCAUCGACGCUCUGAAGAACUGGUUCAGAGACGAGAUGACGAAGACCGACUGGCAGCUGAUCAUGGAGCUGAAGAAAACCUUCGAGAUCAUCUGAGGACGGAAAUCAAGACGCGGACGACAAACAACGACAAAGAGAAACGAUGAGAAACGACGGCAAAGAAAAACCAACAAACAAAGGGACAAAAAAAUUACAAAAAAAAAACGAAUAAAGACGUGAAAGUGUUUUUCUGUGAGAAACGAACAGUUUUUUCCACUGUUGUUAACAGUGAUAGCUUAGAACACACACACACACACACACACACACACACACACACACACACACACACACACACACACACAGUAUUCCAACGUGCCUGUUUCUUCAGCUACAACGUUGUUAUUACUCUUUCUUCUUGUUCUCCGCUCUGAUUUGUGGCUGCUGCUUCGUCCCCCCUCCUCCUCCUCCUCUUCCUCCUCCUCCUCCACCUCCCUAACUCGCCCAGGUGCAUUGUGGGAUUAUAUUUAAAGAACAGCAACACCACUUUUUGGAAGGAAGAGAGUUUUCUUUUCACCAAACACCAAAAUCAUUGAGGCCUGAAAAGACUUUGAGGAGACGACUCAGCGUUGAUGGUUUUUUGCGUUGGUGCAGUUUGUCGGCCAUGUUGGAGGUCGGCGUGGCGACGGGAGAGAGAAUGG
Messenger RNA from Scomber scombrus (Atlantic mackerel), 4395 nucleotides. It is a transcript of the gene eif5b, whose product is annotated as eukaryotic translation initiation factor 5B. The transcript is spliced from 25 exons. Bases 167 to 3814 code for a protein of 1215 amino acids. Gene Ontology annotation, molecular function: translation initiation factor activity; GTP binding; GTPase activity. Lineage: Eukaryota; Metazoa; Chordata; Actinopteri; Scombriformes; Scombridae. The record is from RefSeq and is a predicted model, not a curated record.